This is a messenger RNA of Girardinichthys multiradiatus, 2538 nucleotides long. RefSeq names its product SERPINE1 mRNA binding protein 1a (gene serbp1a). The record is from RefSeq and is a predicted model, not a curated record. Gene Ontology annotation, cellular component: cytoplasm; nucleus. Lineage: Eukaryota; Metazoa; Chordata; Actinopteri; Cyprinodontiformes; Goodeidae. Gene Ontology annotation, molecular function: mRNA 3'-UTR binding. Bases 120 to 1295 code for a protein of 391 amino acids. The transcript is spliced from 9 exons.
UGUCUACCGUGCCGGAAGAGAAGAAGGUCCUUUCCCAGCCAUCUUGUGGCUUCAUCUAGCGAAGUCCUCGCACCAAGCCUCGUAGAAUCGGAGGAAAAUCCUGCUGAAGGGGCGCCAUCAUGCCCGGACAAAUGCAAGAAGGUUUUGGCUGUGCCAUAACCAAUCGGUUCGACCAGUUAUUUGACGACGAGUCGGAUCCGUUCGAGCUGCUGAAGCAAGCCGAAAUUAAGAAGAAGGAGGCUGCGGCUCCUGGUGCCGCCAAGACUGCAGCGCAGGCUGCCAAACAGCCCAAGAAGGAGUCCCAAAAAGACAGAAAGACCCCGCUGGCUGAUAAGAAGGAGGAAACCCAGGCUCCAGUUCCACUCAAGAAAGAUGGUGCUGGCAUGAGGAAAAUGGGCCGGAAGCCAGAGGGCGAAGGCUCCAGACCUCAGGGCGGCCAGGGAGAAGGACGACCCCCCGCAGACAGACGACCCGUGGACAGGCGGCCACCUCGUCGCUUUGAGAGGCCUGCCGGUGAUGCCGCAGAGAAACCCGAGGGCGGAGAAUUCUCAGUGGAGAAGCCUGUUGGUGAUAGGCCAAUGAGGGGCCGUGGCGGCGGCAGGGGAGCCCGUGGCGGCCGAGGCCGUGGCAUGGGUCGCAGUGACGGAUUCGACUCCAGAGGAAAACGUGAAUUUGACAGACACAGUGGCAGUGACCGAUCUAGUUUGAAAGGUGAGGACAAGCGUGGUGGAAGCGGAUCGCACAACUGGGGCACAGUUAAAGAUGAACUGAAUGAGCUUGACCAGUCUAACGUCGCUGAGGAGAACCCAGAAGGAGAGGAGCAUCCACCUGCUGACUCUGAGAACAAAAGGGAGAAUGAGGUUGAAGAACAGAAGGAAGAAGGUCCUAAGGAGAUGACUCUGGAUGAAUGGAAGGCCAUGCAGGACAAAGAACGGGCUAAGGUCGACUUCAACAUCCGCAAAGCCAACGAGGGAGCUGAUUGGAACAAAGGAUUUGUGCUGCACAAGUCUAAGGCUGAGGACAAGAAAUGUGAUCUGCCUGAACUUGAUAUCGAUGAUUCCAAGGGUGACGAGGAGCACCACUUCCGGAAACCAGCAAACGAUAUCACGUCCCAGCUGGAGAUAAACUUUGGAGAUUUGGGCCGUCCUGGUCGCGGACGUGGGGGGCCACGCGGCGGCCGGGGAGGUCGCGGCCGCGGCGAAGCCCCUAGGCCGGUCCGUGGAGGAAGGACUGAUAGGUCAUCUACGUCUGUGCCAAACGUGGACGACCCAGAGGCCUUCCCAGCCCUGGCUUAAGCUCUGGCUGUUAACCCUCAGGCCUUCAGGAGCCUCCUGAGCACCUCCACUACGAGGCUUGCAUGUUCCUGGAUCCUUCAGCAAAUGAUGGCGAAGACUGUCAUAAUUAUGACACUCUGUGAGGACUGAGUUUUAUUCAAUAAAAACAAAACAAAGAUGGAAAAAAAAGAAAUUAACAAAAAAAAAACAUAAAAACAAAAGGACUUCUUGCUACUCUGGAGCAACUUAUUGGUAGAGGUUUUGUACUUUGAAACAAAGUAGCAGGGAUGUUUUCAUACAGUAUUUUUUUCAGAGGUUAUGCAUUGUCCAUUAAUAAAGUUUUGUAAUUGCUGCUUGAAAAUACGCAUUUUGAAAUGUAAGCAUAAUAUCUUUUGGUGUGGUGAGUGCUGUUGCUUGUUCGCUUUAAGAUGAGAGCUGUGGAGCUCCAACAUAAGCUCUGCCUCACCAGGUUUUUAUGAUGAAGUUACAGCUCCACUCAUUGAGAUUUAUGGGUUAUUUUCCUUCCUUUAGCACUGAGAUAUUGUUUUAUAUUUUAUAGAGGAGGUCUAUUGUAUGAUCUUCAGCCUGUAAAUCUCAACUAUUUUCAUAAAUUCUUUCAAAGACUGUAUUUCACACGGUGCACAUAAAAACACUGGUAUUUAAAGAGAUGCUGCCUACAUUGGAAACACAUGAAAAGGCACGCUGUCUGAAAUUGAUUUUCAUUUCAUUUUUUUACUGGAUUGUGCUUAAAAGCUGGUCAGUUUUGUAGAACAUAUUGGGAAUACCUUCAAAUUUGAAUCCUGAACCGUUUAAAAGGCUGUGUCCAUGUGUUCAUUUCUUGUAUUGGAAGGAUAAACGUCAGACAUUUCUUCCUCCUAUGCUCAUUUCAUCUUAGGUCAUCAGCCAUGUGCAAGUCAAUUGCUGCCUUCCUCUUAAUUCUGAGUGACAAGGAGAGGAGGUGUUUUUCCCCCCACAGCUGAGAUGUGACUGGAGACUGCUGGAAAAGCUUUGACCCUCUCGUUUACACACUCCACUCAGCAUCCUUCAACAGAUAUAAACUAUCUGGCCUCGGUGUGUUUCAGUCUGUGCUGAUGUUUUCCUCUGCUGUUAACUUGCUCUGUAGUUUCCACGAUGGUACCACUGCAUAAUUGCUCUGAAAGAAAUACAGUUGUCCAUAGUGUGGAAAAACUGGAUUGCUCUACAAAUGUGUGAAUUCUAGCCCUGCUAUUAGGCCUCUGUCGGUAAAUAAAGGUGGUCAACAAAA